Penicillium oxalicum is the source of this 975-nucleotide messenger RNA. RefSeq lists its product as uncharacterized. The record is from RefSeq and is a predicted model, not a curated record. Lineage: Eukaryota; Fungi; Ascomycota; Eurotiomycetes; Eurotiales; Aspergillaceae. The transcript is spliced from 2 exons. Bases 1 to 975 code for a protein of 324 amino acids.
AUGUCCUCUUCGCAUCAAAUUCAAUCUCCAGAACCCCAAUCCCAGUCUCAAUUUCAAGGCUCUUUGUUUACUUCCAUUGAAGAGCCUCCCAUCGACGUGAACUAUUUCUUCCGCGGUGCCAAACACCACAUAACGUCGGCCCUCCAUAGCCUACAAGAAGACCUCGCAAACGGGUUCGUCGAGAGAUCGAGACUUCGAGAGGCUAGUCUUCAGAAUCUCGAGCAGGCCGACCAAAUUCGAAAACUCAGUGAAGAGAAUGAGAAGUAUCGUCAAGCAAUCUUUCGACAGAUACCACCUUCAGAUAUCAGUGACAGAUCUCUUGCAGAUGAUUUCGCGGGGAUCUAUCGCUUGACAAUCCAAAAAUGGAAGUCCGACGCGAUGAGAGCGUAUUCAUCUUCUCAGAGCUACAAAGAGAAGGUCAUUGAGCAGUGCCAUGCACUCACAAACGAAAUACAGGCAAUGCUCAAUAUCGCCGGGUUAUCUCAUGAUAUGCUUCCACCAAACACGCUUCGCAAAUUUUGCGAGCGACAUGUGAUGGUUUUGGCGGAACUCUGCACCAUAAUUCAGUGUUGCGCGGAAACGUUUAGCUGGGAUUGGAAUUUGGAAUCAAGUUCUCUGCAACUGCAGGACUUGCAGGCUUUCGAUGUCAUUGACCUGAGGACGCAUCGCAUGAUUCGGGAAGGAGAGAUUCGGCCUCUGCCGAAUGAUGCUACGAUUGGCGAGUGUAUUUUCACUAUCUAUCCGGGUCUGCAUAAAGUGCAGGAGAGAUCAAAUGGGGAGGUAUUCAGGAUCAUCGUUACUAGAGGCACCCUGCUUGGGAAGAUAGGUGAUGGUAUUUCUCUGUCUCACAAGAAAGCAAAACCCUACUCUUCUUCGGAAGGAAUGGUAGUGAGAGAGAAUCGGAUGAGCAUUGGCGACAUGGUCACGGGGAGUGCAAGGGUGAAACAAGAGACGGCGCAAUCGGACGAUGAAUGA